Entelurus aequoreus (snake pipefish) is the source of this 1714-nucleotide messenger RNA. Its product is annotated as glycerol-3-phosphate acyltransferase 4-like. Bases 334 to 1368 code for a protein of 344 amino acids. The record is from RefSeq and is a predicted model, not a curated record. The transcript is spliced from 11 exons. Gene Ontology annotation, biological process: triglyceride biosynthetic process. Gene Ontology annotation, molecular function: glycerol-3-phosphate O-acyltransferase activity. Lineage: Eukaryota; Metazoa; Chordata; Actinopteri; Syngnathiformes; Syngnathidae. Gene Ontology annotation, cellular component: endoplasmic reticulum.
UCACCUGCAGGAAGAUUUCUCUUCAUUCUCCUGUCAAAUAUCAACUAAGACUGAUCGACCGUGUUCUACCUUUUCAGUGACGUCACAGCAGGUGACCAGCAUGACUUGGUUGGCAUGUUUGAUUGACAGGCUGCUGUGGGAGAGUCCUGCCGGCUCUUUGGUCCCCGCAGGCUUGACUUUGCUCCUCGGCAUCUUCUUUUUUGUCUUUGGAGAAUCUUUUUACGUCAUGACACUUCUAUGGAUCUUUGAGUGGACAUCAUCGCCAAAAAGGAGCCAUCUUUCCAGCAGGACGUCCAGCAGUUCGGGGCCUCCGCUGGCCGCCACCACUUCAAGAUGGCCGACGUCCUCCACUUCUGCCGCAGAGGAGUGGAGUGCAUCGUGGACGACGACGUCACCAAGCGCUUCUCGGCCCAGGAGUUGGACACCUGGAACUUGCUGACGAGGAGCAGCUCCAACUUCCACAAGAUCAGCAUGAGGCUCAGCGUGCUGUGGGGGGUCGGCGUCCUCCUGCGCUAUGGCGUCCUGCUGCCUCUCAGGCUGACUGUAGCAGUGACUGGCAUACAGCUGCUCUUUCUCUUCACCGCCAUCGUGGCUUGUUUACCAAACAGAGAGCUGAGAGUUUACCUGACUGAGAAGGUCCAUGGAGUUUGUUACCACCUCUGUGCAAGAUCCAUCUCAGCCAUUAUCACCUAUCACAACAGAGAGAACAAACCAAAGAGUGGGGGGAUUUGUGUAGCCAAUCACACAACACCUAUUGACGUCAUCAUCUUGGCCAACGAUGGCUGCUACUCCCUGGUGGGACAGCUGCAUGGUGGACUCAUGGGAAUGAUCCAGAAAGCCAUGGUUAGAUCUUCGCCACACAUCUGGUUUGACAGAGCACAAAUGAAAGACCGACAUCUAGUGGCCAAAAGGCUUGGAGAACAUGUUGCUGACAAAACCAAACAGCCCAUCCUCAUCUUUCCUGAGGGAACAUGCAUCAACAACACGUCAGUGAUGAUGUUCAAAAAGGGCAGCUUUGAAAUCGGCUGCACUGUCCACCCAGUGGCCAUCAAGUAUGACCCGCGCUUUGGGGACGCCUUCUGGAACAGCAGCAAGUUUGGCUUGGUCAACUAUCUGCUAAGGAUGAUGAGCAGCUGGGCCAUUGUGUGCAGCGUUUGGUACCUGCCGCCCAUGAACAGACAGGAAGAGGAGGAUGCGGUGCAGUUUGCCAACAGAGUGAAAGCUGCCAUUGCUGCACGAGGAGGAUUAGUGGAUCUCAUUUGGGACGGGGGUCUAAAACGGGCCAAGGUGAAGGAGACUCUCAGAGAAGAACAACAGAAACUUUACAGCAAAGUCCUCAGCGGUGAGACAAAAGUGGCGAUGAGGUGAAUCAUGCAAAUUAAUCUUAAAUGUAAACAUGGAACAAAAAGCUGUGCAUGCUCUUGUUGUUGUUGUUGUUGUUGGUAAAAGGCCAGUACAGUAAACAGUUACGUCAGGCCACUAAUUGGCUCAGUACUGUACUUCUAUAUAUAGGCCGUCUGCAAGGCUGCAGCAGGAAGUAGACCAGUGACUAAGUCCAAGACUACACAAUAUCCCUUUGUUUUAUCUCAACUUGAUUCUUUUUCUACAUUCUUGAUGGAGCACACAACUUCAGCAGACGUUACCAGGACUACAAAGUGUCAUGUUUUAGUAUUAGUAACAGCGAUAUGAAUUUUGUAUUAAUAAAAACUUUGUA